Macrobrachium nipponense is the source of this 1932-nucleotide messenger RNA. Its product is annotated as arrestin homolog. Bases 86 to 1210 code for a protein of 374 amino acids. Lineage: Eukaryota; Metazoa; Arthropoda; Malacostraca; Decapoda; Palaemonidae. Gene Ontology annotation, molecular function: G protein-coupled receptor binding. The transcript has 7 exons. Gene Ontology annotation, biological process: G protein-coupled receptor internalization; signal transduction. Gene Ontology annotation, cellular component: cytoplasm. The record is from RefSeq and is a predicted model, not a curated record.
UGUUCUCAGCCGAGUAAACCGCACUCACUCUCUCUCUGAGCUCUUAGUUGUCUUUCUCGCAAGAGAAAAAGUCCAAGUAACUUCGAUGGUGAACGCCGUGAAAGUCUUCAAGAAAACCGCCCCUAAUGGUAAGAUCACUGUCUACCUAGGCCGCAGAGACUUCGUCGAUACCACCGUUAACACCGAGCCUAUCGAUGGUGUCCUAAUCGUCGACAAUGACUACCUCCGUGGCCGCCGUGUGUUCGCCACGGUCAAUGUCACCUACCGCUUUGGCCGCGAGGAGGAUGAGGUCAUGGGCCUCAACUUCAGCAAAGAGCUGACCCUCCUGAGCGAGCAGAUCUACCCCAGCAAGUCCUCCGCCGAACCAACUGCCGUCCAGGACAGGCUCAUCAAGAAGCUUGGUGGCAAUGCCUUUCCAUUCUCCGUCGAUCUCCCAGCCGACGCCCCCACCUCUGUCCAGCUCCACACUGGAGAUGAGGAAUCCGUCAAGCCCCUUGGCGUCAUCUACGAACUGCUCGUGUACGCCGGGGACAAGGCUGAUGAGCGCCCCCACAAGCGCAACUCCGUGACCCUCGCCGUCAGGAAGAUCCAGUACGCUCCCUUCAUCAGCUCCAGGCGCCAGCCAAGCACCCUCGUGUCCAAGGGCUUCGCUCUGUCCUCCGGCAAGCUCAACAUGGAGGUCACCCUUGACAAGGAGUUGUACUACCACGGUGAGGCUGUCAAGGCCACCCUCAGCAUCAACAACAGCAGCAAGAAGACUGUGAAGAGCAUGAAGUGCGCUGUGAUCCAGCACGUUGAGCUGACCAUGACCAACAACCAGUUCACCCGUGAGGUGGCCUCCCUGGAGUCCAAAGAAGGUUGCCCCAUCACCCCUGGAAGCAACCUCCACAAGACCUUCAGCAUCACCCCUCUUGCCUCUUCUAACAAGAGCAAGUACGGUCUCGCUCUUGACGGCAAGCUGAAGGACACCGAUGCCAACUUGGCCUCUUCCACCCUGGUUGGUGAGGGCAAGAAUGCCUGUGAUGCCAACGGUAUCGUCGUCUGUUACUCCCUCCGCGUCAAGCUCAACUGCGGUGCCAUUGGAGGUGAACUGAAUGCUGACCUGCCCUUCAAGCUGGUCCACCCUGCUCCUGGUGCCCCCACCGGCGAAGACGUCGACAUCGAGGAAUUCGCACGCAUGCGCCGUGGCCAGAGCAUCGACAUGAACUAAAAAGGUGCUUUCUAGCAUUAACUACCAAUGUUGCCUUCACGACUCUUCUCAUGAUGGCGAAUGUCUUCUCUUCUUUCUCCGACACUUGCUUGCUUUCUGCUUCGACUGUUUACUACUCUUCAUUCUCCUCUCGUUCUGCUUCUUCUUCUUUUUCUCUUCUUCCUCUUAUUCGCAUUCCUCCUCUCGUUUUUUUUGCAUAAUCGGACGAACGAUUCGGCGGGAUUAUUCGAAACGAAAGUAUUGGCGAUGUUGUGGUGCUCGUCGCUUCUUCGUCGGUUUUGCUUUACUUGAAUAAAUUAGAAACAAAGAAAAACAACAACUGAGAUGCAGCACUGCCUGACGUUCCUGUUGUUGAAUUCCAAACCUCGCUUAAAAAGUUAUAAAGCUUUGAAAAUUUUUUUUCAGUUAUUUAAUUUAUUUUAUGAAAGGAGAUCAUUGGGUGUCACUAGAAGGUUCUUUUUGUCAUGAGAUGCUUUUGUUGUGAUAUUUAGGUUAUUAAUGUUAUAUUCAGUUGGUUGUGGUAAUUUCAUUAUAUUUUCUAUUCAUUUAGGCUUUAGUCAUCUGUGUGUUAACGUACUAAUAUCUGUUUAUUGUAUUAUAUCAUAUGUUGAGUAUUUUAACUGCAACUUAAUGUGUAGGUACUAACUAACUAUCUUGGCAAUGCUUCAGUUAUAUUAAUUGGAAUACAUCUAAUUUUAUUCUAAUAAAAACAGCUAAAUUAU